AUGCACCGUAAGACCAAGCUCCAGAAGAAGAGCGAUAUUGUCGAGCGUUUGUCCUUGGUGAAUAGACUCCCAGACGAAGCGGAACGCUCUCUCCUCCUGGACGAAGUGGCCAACGCCACCGCGUUACUGGACUCGAUAAAAUCCAAAAGUCGUUCUCGUCAAGAAGACCGUAUCCUGGUCCAGGCGUAUGCCGAUAAAUGCAGGUCUCUACUUUCUCCUUUUCGAGGUCUACUGGGACUACCGCUGGAACUGCUCCAUGAGAUUUUUCUCCACUGCCUGCCAGAAGAAGAUAGGUUCUUAAUUCCCUGGCCCGACCGUGCACCCGUGGCCUUGCUGGCGGUUUGCAAGUACUGGAGGGACGCUGCGCUCUCUAACACGGAGCUGUGGUCCUCUGUGCAUAUACAUUACUUGUCCCCCCACCGACGAGAAGCUUGGCUAGCGCGAGCCCAAACCCGACCGCUUGCUCUGUCAUACGACUCCACUCGGACUGAUGAACGCGGCGAGCAAAUGACCCGAAGCAUCCGCUUCUUGAUCAGUGUUGCCCAUCGUUGCAGCGUGCUGCAUCUGAGUCUGCCACCUGACAGCUUCCCUCAAGUCAAUCGAAUGGAGUUGCCGGAUUUGCCACUGCUCACUGAGCUCGAAGUUCGGGACUGCCACCUGGCUCGUGCCUCUGAAACGUUUACCCGUGAUCAGGGAACGGUGUCCCUUCCGAACCUCCGGUCCUUCAAGUGCACAUGGCUCUACCCAGAGCAGUAUGAGGACCUCUCCCUGCCUUGGAGCCGGCUGACGAACUUGGACGUGCAAGUCUGUUCUCCGGCUUGCCUUACCCGACUAUUGAAUUUUAUCGACGAAUGCCAGGAACUUCGACGCCUGCUUCUGAGGCUCACUCCAAACUCUCAAACCUUUCAUUGGAUUGCCCCCGUCACUUCUAUCUGCUUGACCAACCUGACUGAGCUGGGCCUGUAUUCCUGGUCGAGCGAAUUCAAUAUACGCACACACAACCAGUUGAGGAAGAUAUUCAGUGACCUGGUUCGGCACCUUAACCUUCCUCGGCUAGAAGCCCUUUCUAUAGGCAACUCCGCGACAGGGUGGCCUGAUUGGAGAAGUCUAAUCGUUCGCUCAAACUGCUCCCUGCAAAAACUAUCGAUUGCCGGGAUGGACGAGAUGGCCCCGAUGCUGGAACACUUUAUGCCGCUUCUCGCUAUUUGUCCAGGACUCCAAGCGCUGCAAAUUGUUCACGAUCAUCAACAUUUCAGCUUGGAGGCGGUUAAACUCUUCGACUGCCUGAUUAACCGCGCAUCCUCGGACGAUCCUACGCUCACGCUGCCGGAAUUGCAGGUUUUACGGGUAUUGGUCCGUUUCGAACAUGAGGAUGGAUACGACAUGUUCAAGGACCAUGUGAAAUCUCUACUCCACUCGGGAAGCCAAGGUCGAUCUGCCCAACCUAUCUUCUUUGCAGAGAUUGGCCUCGAGAGUUGGUGGCAAGCGGGCAGUGGGCGCAAGACUUGGACGUGGACCCGGAGAAAUUUGAUCGAGCACAUUGAGGAAAAGACCAUCUAA
Molecule: messenger RNA, 1560 nt
Organism: Gloeophyllum trabeum ATCC 11539
Lineage: Eukaryota; Fungi; Basidiomycota; Agaricomycetes; Gloeophyllales; Gloeophyllaceae
Exons: 2
Coding region: 1-1560 (519 amino acids)
Source: RefSeq, a predicted model, not a curated record